UUGGGGGGUGGGAACGGACGAAGAAACUGGUUUAGAAAAAAAACACGAGGGAGCAGUGCAAUGUCCAGACUCCCGUGUUCCGUGCAGUCAAAUCUCCCAAGUAAUGUUGUUUGGCACCAUUGUGAGGGCAGAGAGAGAGGGGGGCGGAGAGGCAGCCGAUGGUCGGCUUGUCUCCCUCUCCUCAAACCAGCAGCCAGCAGCAUUUCCCGUGGAAAGGAGAGGGAGUAGGAGCCUGGCGCUGAGCUAGAGGGCGGAGCAACACAGGACACCUCCAGCAGUCCAGCCCCGCUCCCAUUCAUAGCGACAGCACACCGAGGGAGGGAGCAGCACACCUUGUGUGUGUGUGUGUUCGGAGUGGGCAAGAGUGGGAGGACCUGGAGCCCGAGAGAGUGAAGCAGCUAUCGGUGCAGGCGCUGUGUGAAUGCAGAGUAACCCCCACCCCCACUCGAACCCGUGUGUCUCCAGUGAAGGGGGGGAAUCUCCGCACGGAAUGGGAUUCUCUGGGGCUUGCUGAAGCACUUGCUGCUGGAGGCAGGCAGCAGCUGCCGCUCUCAGUGAUGGCCCUUUGAGGGAGAGGCCCAGCGAAUGGCCAGCGCGGCUCCGGCCAGGUCCACCCUGAAGGGCCAGAUGAACAAGGGCAAGCGCAGGAAGUCCUUCUCGGGCAAACUGUUCAGGAGGAGGUCGCUCAGGUCGGUCGGCAGCUUCGUGCGGGGGGUCUUCAAAACUUUGUUCACUUUGGCACCUUUCGGAGAGGGGACCCCUGACGGAGAUGGAGGAGGUGGAGGUGGAGGGGAGAAACAGGCGGAUGAAGAGGAGGAGGAGGACGAUGGAGGCUUCAGGGACGGGGCUGUCACCCUGGCCACUUGCAGCGAGCACCGGGAGGAGGAGGAGGCGGCUGCCGGGGGUAAGAGCCUGAGCUUGCCCCGGGGAAGGGAGCGGCUGCCCGGGGACAAACCCCCCGGGGUGCUGGGCUUGAAGAACCACGGCAAUACGUGCUUCAUGAACGCCGUGGUGCAGUGCCUGAGCAACACUGAGCUCUUCGCCGAGUACCUGGGCUUGGAGCAGUACCGCUCCGAGCUGAAGCAGCUCCGAGCCAACGGCACCCUGGGCAGCAAGGAGCCGGUGUCCCACUCCAAGGCAGAAGUGACCGAGCAGUUGGCAGCGCUGGUCCGUGCUCUCUGGACCCUCGAGUACACCCCGCAGCUCUCCGUGCAGUUCAAGAACAUAGUAGCAAAAUAUGGGUCCCAGUUUCGUGGGAAUUCUCAGCACGAUGCACUUGAGUUCCUUCUGUGGUUACUGAACAGAGUGCAUGAAGACCUCAAUUGUUCACCCAACAAAAACUCAAAAUCUUCCAUUAAGCCUUCCAAUGUCGGGGGUGAAACUUCUGCAGGAAGCCAGCAAAGCUCACAGCAAGUUGGAAUUCACAGUUUUGUUCAAGAACUUUUUCAAGCACAAUACAGGUCAUCUUUAACUUGUCCUCACUGCCUUAAGCAAAGCAACACAUUUGAUCCCUUCCUGUGUAUCUCCUUGCCAAUCCCCCUCCGCCAGACCAGGGCCUUGAGUGUAACCUUGGUUUUCCAGUCUAAGCAUCAAAAGUACUUGAGAAUAGGCCUGGCAGUCCCACUUCUUGGAAAUGUUGCUACACUUAGAAAAAUGGUGGCCGAUGAAGGGAACAUAACACCAGAUCAGAUCAUUUUGACGGAGCUUUACACAAAUGGAUUUGAACGUUCCUUCUCUGAUGAGGAAGACUUGAAUGUAAUUGGUGAAGGUGACUGUGUUUAUGCGUUUCAGGCUCCAUUUGUCCGAGGCAACUGUGGUGGUACAACUCGACAGUCAGGGCGUUACCAGAGUAUGACUGCACCUUCUUACAAGGCAGCUUCCGAAGGCUUUGAAGCAACUCCAGUUGAGUUCAUACAACAUGGUGCAACUGGCAAAGUCCUUCUUCUCAUCUGUAACUCAGCAGGAACAGGGCAGCAAGCUGUCAGGUUUGGUCCACCAUUUUUGGUAAGGGAAGAUCGAUCGUUGACCUGGGAUCAGCUGCAGCUUUGCAUCCUAAACAAAAUGUGCUGUCUGAUGAGAAAUGAGACCCACUCGCAGAAUUUUGGGCAUCUGUUCCGAAUCCGUGUGGUUGGAGGACUGACAACCAACUGUUACCUCUCUCCUCAAGACAUUAGACCACUCUGCCAGCCAGCAAUCGACAGGGCAUUGCGUUCCUGUGGCCUAGGUGGGCCCCCACAUAUAAAACUUGUCCUGGAAUGGGAUCAAAAGACGAAAGAUAGCUUGUUUGGAAAUAUUCAGGAAGAAGUUGUCCAGGAUGGAGAGAGUGUUCGGAUUCAACAGCAGGCACAUCAGCAGGCACACAGCUGUACAUUGGCCGAGUGCUUUGAACUAUACACCAAGGAGGAACAGUUAGCCCCAGAUGAUGCAUGGCGAUGCCCUCAUUGUAAAAAUCUUCAGCAGGGGAUGGUCAAGCUUAAUCUAUGGACGCUGCCUGACAUUCUUAUAAUUCAUCUGAAGCGAUUCCGACAGAUGGGAGAGAGAAGAACUAAACUCUCUACUCUGGUAAAAUUCCCACUAAGUGGCCUCGAUAUGACACCUCAUGUAGCAAAACGAACUCAGAACACCAAGAAUUUUUUAUCCCACUGGUCACCAUGGCGGAGACCACGUUUUCCUUCAGGAAGUAAUCAUGAAAACUACUUGUAUGAUUUGUAUGCCGUGUGCAAUCACCACGGGAGCAUGCAAGGAGGUCACUAUACAGCAUACUGCAGAAACUCUGUGGAUGGGCAGUGGUAUGAUUAUGAUGACAGUAACGCAGAGCUGAUUCCAGAAGAAGAGGUUUGUACUCGUGGCGCCUACAUACUCUUUUACCAAAAAAGGAACACCAUUCCCCCUUGGUCAGCCAACAGUUCCGUGGCAGGAUCCACAAGCUCGUCUGUCUCUGAUCAUUGGCUUAACCGGCUCACCGGAGAUAGUAAACGAGGGAGCUUGGUAUCCCGUGCAUCCACUAACUGUACAUCCCUCCCUUCAUCUCCUGACUCUCCCGUCUUCCCAGAUAAUCCAAUAAAGGAUAAAAAUGGUGGCUUUGAAAUACGACCAUUUGUGCGUGGUAUUCAAGGACGAAGUAUUAGUAUGAAAGGGUCAUCUGCUUCAUCUGUACCUAAAGAGACAGCUGGAAAAAAUGCAGCAUUACGUUGGUCGCUGGGUGCUAAAGACAGACCACAAUCAAUCCCUGGUGCGCUGGUUGAAUAUUUGGAGUCUGGUCGUAGACCCAAGUGCACAAAGGAGUCCAUUGUACCAAUAAUGACAGGCAGCACAGACCCUGACUCUCUGCCACCAACAGAUAAAUCAAAGCAGUCAAAUUCAGAUUGCCAUGCUGACUGCAAAAAACAGACAGGCAAAGGUUCAACUGUAAACCAAAGCAUGGCUUUUGCGGGAAACAGGAUUGGGGAUGCAAGUGUUGAGAGAAUGUAUGAUUCUUUAAAAAGCCUCCGUACUACCCAUCAUAAAGAGAAUUCUGUAGACGAAAAGUCAAAUACAUUGAAGAGAAAUGGAAAGCAAAGAGGAAGCGGAGGUACUUUUCAGAGAAAAUCAUCUAAAACAGCAACGGACAAAUCAGAAGUUGUACUUAUAAAAGCAGAAGAACCCAUACAUCAAAGAGAUGACAGAACAUGUACUAAUACUGGUGGACUGAGUAUUGGCUCAAUGAGCAGCUUGGCUCUAAGUGACACUUUGAAGAGAAAGAAAGGACACCAUGGUAGCAAGAAGCUUGAAAAGUCACUCUCCUUGAGGAGCAGUGAUCUUGAACCAAUGUCAUCACCAAAUCUUCGAGAAACAGAUAAAGGUAGCAAAGCAGAAGAAACAAAAGUCAAUGAAAGAAAGUUUGCAUUUCUGAGGACAAACUUUUUGAAGAAGGACUCUAAAAGGCAAAGUGAAUUGGAGAAAUCUUGGUCUGCCAAAAAUGUCAAUAUGCCGUCAAGUAUAUCUCUCUCCAAUGGGGCUUUGAAUGGUAAGCACAAAGAGGAGUCUCCAAGCGAGAGCAGGGAACAACUUGGAGUGAAUAGAACCAAAAGCUGUGCUAAAAACAGGCAGGAAUUAAAUAAUGGCAGGAUUAAUAUAUCAGGGGAAGAGAUUAGACGAUCACAGAGUUCAUCCAACAUAAUGAUCAAGGAGGAGUUGACUUUGAAGAGGUCAAGUUCACUUCAGAAGACUGGACCAAACUCUCAACAGGCUCGAAGCAUAAAUGUAGAAAAAUAUGGUACAUUGCAGAGGAUGAAAUACAGCACUUCCUCUCUUGGAAGGAAAAAACCUGUGCCUGAAUCAAGUUUUUAAAGGUAUUACAACUGUGGAUGGAUUGGACACAAUGAAGUAAUUGUAGUUUUAUAAUUAGGUGCACUAUUUUUUCUGUUAACUGUUUUGCAUUCUUCAAUGAAUAGCCAAUAUUUGUAAAUAAUGUUUGAAAUUUUACAGAUAUCUAAGGACAAACAUCAGAUAUAUAGAUUUGCUAUCUUUGUGAGCUCAUAAUUUUCCUUUUAAAAAUAAUUGGCUCAUUUUAAUUGGUAUGCAAUAAGAUUUUAAAGUGAGUGAACUCCUAAAAUAUUAAAAAAUCUAUAUCCAUCUCAUAUUACUGAAUUUUAAUCACUGCUUUGUUAUAAAGGAUACUUUUGUAAAACAAAAAUUUGAAUUUGUAAUGUCUUCAUGUUUUAAUGGUGUAACCAAAAAUGUUCAUAGUUACAGGAGACAUUGUACAGUUUUAUGGCUGCUUAAAAUCAAAUGUCAGCUGUUAACAUUUGUUCUGUACUGAAUGAUCAUUUAUGUAAGGAAACAUGGCACAAACUUUCAUAAUGAUUAAAAACACUUUUGGACACAUUC
Molecule: messenger RNA, 4869 nt
Organism: Chiloscyllium plagiosum (whitespotted bambooshark)
Lineage: Eukaryota; Metazoa; Chordata; Chondrichthyes; Orectolobiformes; Hemiscylliidae
Gene: usp43a
Product: ubiquitin specific peptidase 43a
Biological process (GO): protein deubiquitination
Molecular function (GO): cysteine-type deubiquitinase activity
Source: RefSeq, a predicted model, not a curated record